Helobdella robusta is the source of this 285-nucleotide messenger RNA. RefSeq lists its product as hypothetical. The record is from RefSeq and is a predicted model, not a curated record. Gene Ontology annotation, molecular function: DNA binding. The transcript has a single exon. NCBI's taxonomy places the organism in Eukaryota, Metazoa, Annelida, Clitellata, Rhynchobdellida, Glossiphoniidae. The annotation marks the transcript as partial.
AAAAAAAGCACAAGAGGAAAUUAUAGCUCAGAAAAUUUGAAGAAAGCUUUGGAGGAUUUACGUGAAGGUCAAUCAUAUCACAGUGUUUCAAAAAAGUAUACUAUACCACGUCGAACACUUCAAAGACAUAUGAAAGGCACUAUCCGACAACCAGGAUGUAUAAUGCUUGGUAGAUUCCGACUGAUUUUAUCAGAUGAAAUGGAGACAGAAAUUGUCCAUCAUGCAAUUGACAUGCAACAACGAUUUUAUGGCCUCACACCAAUGGACAUUCGGAAACUUGCCUUC